UGUCAAAUCGUUCGCCAAGGAUUCUCAUCGAAGCUAUUCUCCUUUGAAAGGGUUCUUUGCUACAAGCGCGGAAGAGUUUUAAGUACAAAGACUGGUUUUUGCUUCCUUGUCCAUGGAGCCAUGGUUAUGAAUUGGCGAAGCAUCUGAAUUCUGCGAGCCGGAAGAUGAGUAUAGUGCCGAAGGAGACAAUAGAGGUGAUAGCGCAAAGCAUUGGUAUAAACAAUUUAAGUGAAGAUGCAGCCCUUUCUCUCGCUCCUGAUGUCGAAUAUCGCAUGCGGGAGAUCAUGCAAGAAGCAAUCAAAUGUAUGCGUCAUUCCAAGAGGACUACCUUGACCUCUGAUGAUGUUGAUACUGCUCUCAGCCUCAGAAAUGUCGAGCCAGUAUAUGGCUUUGCAUCAGGUGGUCCUUUGCAGUUCAAAAGAGCCAUUGGUCAUAGGGAUCUGUUUUACAUUGAUGACAAGGAUGUGGAUUUUAAAGAUGUGAUUGAAGCUCCAUUACCAAAAGCACCACUUGAUACUUCAGUUGUUUGUCACUGGCUAGCUAUUGAAGGUGUCCAACCUGCUAUACCUGAAAAUGCUCCAUUGGAAGUUAUUUUGCCUCCUCCUGAUGGCAAAAACAAUGAACAAAAGGAUAAACUUCCAGUUGAUAUUAAAUUGCCAGUGAAACAUGUAUUAUCUAGGGAGUUGCAGCUAUACUUUGAUAAAAUUACAGAGCUUACAGUGAGAAGGUCUGAUUCAGCCCUCUUUAAAGAAGCGUUGGCGAGUCUAGCCACUGACUCAGGACUUCAUCCAUUGGUUCCUUAUUUCACGUGCUUCAUAGCUGAUGAGGUUGCUUGUGGUUUAAAUGAUUAUAAACUUCUCUUUGCCUUGAUGCGUGUUGUUUGGAGUCUUCUUCAGAACCCUCAUAUUCACAUUGAACCUUAUCUACAUCAAUUGAUGCCAUCUGUAGUCACCUGCCUUGUUGCAAAAAGGUUAGGGAAUAGAUUUGCAGACAACCACUGGGAACUCAGAGACUUCACUGCUAACCUGGUUGCCUCGAUCUGCAAAAGAUUUGGGCAUGUUUAUAGCAGUCUCCAGACCCGUUUGACAAAAACUUUGGUCAACGCACUUUUGGACCCAAAACGGUCACUGACUCAGCACUAUGGUGCAAUUCAAGGACUGGCAGCUCUAGGACCCAAUGUGCAGGUUCGCCUUCUUAUACUGCCAAACCUUGAGCCUUAUCUCCAAGUUCUUGAACCAGAGAUGCUGCUUGAGAAGCAAAGGAACGAGAUGAAGAGGUAUGAAGCUUGGCGUGUUUAUGGAGCGUUAUUGCAUGCAGCAGGACAGUGCAUAUAUGACCGGCUUAAGAUUUUCCCACCUUUGCCAUCACCUCCAGCACACACAGUGUGGAGGAGCAAUGGAAAAGUUGUUACAGGUUCAAAUAAACGCAAGGCAAGCACUGAGCACUUGGAACAACCGCCGGCAAAGAAGAUAGCAACUGAUGGGCCAGUUAUGGCAUCAUCAUCACCAUCUCAUAUGCAAGGGGAAGCUAUUGCUCCAGCUCCUUCAAAUGAUUCUAAUGUGGGUCCAUCCGCAUCUUCUGAACAUAUGCCAAACAAUGACUUGGAUGGCAAAGUUGAAAGAGGGAAGGGAGAUCGUCGAUCAAUAAAGACGUCGGCCAUCCUCAAUCAGGUAUGGAAGGAUGAUUUGAAAUCUGGGCAUAUCCUGGCAUCACUGUUUGAGCUGUUUGGUCAAGAUAUUCUAUCCUUCAUUCCAGCCCCUGAGAUGUCAUUAUUCUUGUGAUUAAUUCUGAAAAUCUAUUGCAUGCAAGAUGCAGUCCAGAUGGAAUCAUGUUUAUUUAGAAGACGAGUUCAAUCUCCAUGAAAUGUUUAUAGAGGAUUUUACAUUUGUAGAUUU
Manihot esculenta (cassava) is the source of this 1895-nucleotide messenger RNA. RefSeq names its product transcription initiation factor TFIID subunit 6. The transcript has 11 exons. NCBI's taxonomy places the organism in Eukaryota, Viridiplantae, Streptophyta, Magnoliopsida, Malpighiales, Euphorbiaceae. The record is from RefSeq and is a predicted model, not a curated record. Gene Ontology annotation, cellular component: transcription factor TFIID complex; SAGA complex; SLIK (SAGA-like) complex. Bases 165 to 1781 code for a protein of 538 amino acids. Gene Ontology annotation, biological process: transcription initiation at RNA polymerase II promoter; RNA polymerase II preinitiation complex assembly. Gene Ontology annotation, molecular function: transcription coactivator activity; RNA polymerase II general transcription initiation factor activity; protein heterodimerization activity.